CAGAAGUUUCUUAAGCAUCAUGUUGGCACUGCUGGUGACUGGCACUGCCGUUGACGUAUUCUGCCGUUUCGCCAAAUGGUCUGCCACCGGCACAGGCGUCCGGUUCCUGCUGCCCUUCUCCGUGUACACCAACUUAGAGAAAAUGUUUCACAUAACAACGGAGUCUCGACCCGGGUUAAUCACCUGUCUCACCGGAAUGAGGGUCUUGUCGAUGAGCUGGGUAAUCCUUGGGCAUCAAUAUAUCUUCGAUAUUUUAGUCUCUUACAACUACCUUCACAUAAAAAAGUGGACAAGCGGACUGCUCUUUCAAGUCAUCUUCAACGCCACGGUGAGCACGGACUCCUUUUUAUUCCUGUCGGGGCUCCUGGUGAGCUACGGCGUCCUGAGGGAGGUCAAGAGGACGGGGAGACUCAACAUAUUCAUGUACAUCAUCCACAGACUUAUCAGAACGUUAGGGAUGCAGAUUAG
Penaeus monodon (black tiger shrimp) is the source of this 468-nucleotide messenger RNA. RefSeq lists its product as uncharacterized. The transcript is spliced from 5 exons. Lineage: Eukaryota; Metazoa; Arthropoda; Malacostraca; Decapoda; Penaeidae. The coding region runs from base 76 to 468 and encodes 130 amino acids. The record is from RefSeq and is a predicted model, not a curated record.